AGUCGUGUUUGAUCCUGUUUGAGCCGAUCAGUUCGCGGAGUUUUGUGAUGUUUAUGUGUGUGAUUGAGUGCAUUGUGAGUGCAUGUGAAUGCAUGUGCGUGAGUGGAUUAAAAGGUAGGAAGACUUUUUGCCGGUCAGCACCUGAAGGAAUGUUGCAGUUGAUUAGGCUGUAGACCAUGACGAAGGUACUCAUGCGCAAAUGAGCUUCUAUCAAAUUGGAGAGGUAAAACAAUCGCUCGACGAAGGCCUGGAUCACUUGAGAAAGCCUCCAUUCCUGGUGGAUCGUGAUACGGGAGCUAUUCAGAUAAAUUUCGAUCCCCAAAAAGGCAUGAAGGGUUAUUUCGACUUCAAAGUGAUGGUUAAUGAUAGUGCAGGCCAUAGAGAUGAUGCGCACGUGUUCAUAUAUUUGUUGCGAGAGGAUCAACGUGUUAAAUUUGUGUUACGUUUGCAGCCGGUGGAGAUGCGGGAGAAAAUCAACAUAUUCAGAGAUGCACUGAGUGAUGUUAGCAGUUGUAUAGUAAAUGUGGAUGAUUUUCGUGUCCACGAAAAUCGUGAUGGAUCUAUCGAUAAAACAAAGACUGAUGUUUAUAUACACUUGGUUAACCGAAAAGACAAUUCUAUUUUAGACGUUUCGGACGUACUGAAACUACUGGACGAGAAUGUUGAGAUGUUGAAUGAACUCUUCAAGGAAUUCAACGUGCUUGACACACAAGCUUCAGAAGCAUCCUUUUUUACAGCCGAUUUAUCUGGUGGAUCUGUUUUUGUUUGGCUAGUAAUUUCAAACAUAUUUAUUGGUGCUUUACUCAUUGUAAUACUAGCAUUAUGCGUUUCGCAACGUAGUAAAUAUCGGCGUCAGUUGAGAGCGGCUCGGGUGGCAAAUUAUGCUGCUGCCCAUUCAGACCUGGUGACAAAGGGUUUGUUAUCCUCGGUUCCAAACACAAACAAGCACAGCAUUGAAGGCAGCAAUCCGAUUUGGUUGAAGGCAUAUGAAAACGAAUGGUUUAAAAAUGAUGAAGGCCAUGUAAAAAACAUCUCUGGACCAGAAUCGCUCGAAGAAAAUAUUAUCAGUGCUGAUGAUCUGACAAAAACCCUCAACUUCGAUCGCUUUGAUGCAAAGCAGUACAACUUAUACUCACAAGUUGAUAAAUUUACAAACAAAAAUAUACUUACCAACAAACUGGAAACUACGGAGCUUUAAACUUCGAAACAAUAAAAUGUCAUAUCAAUGCUAAAAAAA
Molecule: messenger RNA, 1237 nt
Organism: Culex pipiens pallens (northern house mosquito)
Lineage: Eukaryota; Metazoa; Arthropoda; Insecta; Diptera; Culicidae
Product: cadherin-23-like
Exons: 5
Coding region: 200-1198 (332 amino acids)
Source: RefSeq, a predicted model, not a curated record